UCAAAAUCAAUAAGUCCGUUACGAUUGAAGAAUCGUCGUCUUCUUCUCUCCACACUAUCUUGAAAUUGCUUAUUUUUUACAAAACCCUAGAAAGAAAUAAAGAGAGAGUUAGAGAGCGAUAAUCCCAAGAAAAUUGAAAAAAUGGUGAAGAUCAAAUCGAAUUUGAAGCAGCUUAAGCUCCUCUCCGUUCCAGCUCAAGAAACCCCAAUCUCUUCCUUCUUGACUGCGAGUGGAACGUUUCAUGAUGGAGAUUUUCUUCUGAAUCAAAAGGGGCUUAGGUUGACGUCAGAUGAGAAGCAAUCAAGGCCAUCUGAUAGCAAAGAGCUUGAUUUCGAAAUCACUGCUGAAGACUUAGAGACUGUGAAAGUCAUCGGAAAAGGCAGUGGUGGAGUUGUUCAACUAGUUCGACAUAAAUGGGUUGGCAAAUUCUUUGCUAUGAAGGUCAUACAGAUGAAUAUACAAGAAGAAAUCCGGAAGCAAAUUGUCCAGGAGCUCAAAAUUAACCAAGCAUCAUCACAAUGUCCACAUGUAGUUGUUUGCUACCACUCUUUCUAUCACAAUGGGGCCUUUUCACUUGUCCUCGAAUAUAUGGAUCGGGGAUCUCUUGCGGAUGUGAUACGACAAGUGAAGACUAUUCUUGAACCUUACCUUGCUGUUGUCUGUAAACAGGUUUUGCAAGGCCUUGUGUACCUCCACAACGAAAGACAUGUCAUACACAGAGACAUUAAACCAUCAAACCUUCUUGUCAACCAUAAAGGGGAAGUGAAAAUCUCAGAUUUUGGUGUAAGUGCAAGUCUUGCUAGCUCCAUGGGACAGAGGGACACAUUUGUUGGAACCUACAACUAUAUGUCGCCUGAGAGGAUCAGUGGAAGCACAUAUGACUACAGCAGUGACAUUUGGAGUUUGGGCAUGUCAGUGUUAGAAUGCGCAAUAGGAAGAUUCCCUUACUUAGAAUCUGAAGAUCAGCAAAACCCGCCAAGCUUUUAUGAGCUCUUGGCAGCAAUCGUAGAGAAUCCACCACCAACUGCUCCUUCUGAUCAAUUCUCACCUGAAUUCUGCUCCUUUGUAUCAGCCUGCAUACAAAAAGAUCCUCCAGCAAGAGCAUCAUCUUUGGACCUCUUGAGUCAUCCAUUCAUAAAAAAGUUUGAGGACAAGGAUAUUGAUCUCGGGAUACUUGUUGGUAGUCUGGAACCACCUGUUAACUAUCUUAGAUAAGUAAUUCCUCUUUUUUUCUGCAUUUGCAUUUGGUAUAUGAUAUGCUAUGAUAAGAUACAUGAUAUUGUGUAAUGUGUCUCUAAAAGAUUAUUACUUGAGGAUGAAAGUUGAAUGAGAUUUUAUUAUUCAUUGUGUUCUUUCUUUAAUA
Messenger RNA from Camelina sativa (false flax), 1363 nucleotides. Its product is annotated as mitogen-activated protein kinase kinase 6. Gene Ontology annotation, biological process: protein phosphorylation; MAPK cascade. The record is from RefSeq and is a predicted model, not a curated record. Gene Ontology annotation, molecular function: MAP kinase kinase activity; ATP binding. NCBI's taxonomy places the organism in Eukaryota, Viridiplantae, Streptophyta, Magnoliopsida, Brassicales, Brassicaceae.